This is a messenger RNA of Coffea eugenioides, 375 nucleotides long. RefSeq names its product EPIDERMAL PATTERNING FACTOR-like protein 5. Gene Ontology annotation, biological process: guard cell differentiation; stomatal complex development. The transcript has 2 exons. NCBI's taxonomy places the organism in Eukaryota, Viridiplantae, Streptophyta, Magnoliopsida, Gentianales, Rubiaceae. The record is from RefSeq and is a predicted model, not a curated record. Bases 1 to 375 code for a protein of 124 amino acids.
AUGGCCGUAAUACGCCACCGCCACCGCCACCGUUCGCUGUCAUUCGCUACCAUCAGUGCAUUACUCUUUCUCCUGCUUUCUUCAGUUUCAGCUCUUACUUUCAACCACGCCCGCCAAUUCAGUGGUGGUGCAAUGAGGGAGGAGAUAAGAGCAGAGGUGAAAAGGGCAGGUGGGAUGGAGUUAAUCAAGCGAGUUUUGUAUCGAAGAAGACUGACUGGACCGGGAUCAUCGCCGCCUACAUGUAGAUCCAAGUGUGGAAGUUGUGCACCGUGUAAACCGGUUCAUGUUCCGAUUCAACCGGGUUUGAGUCGACCACUAGAGUACUACCCGGAAGCUUGGCGGUGCAAAUGUGGGAACAAGCUCUUCAUGCCUUAG